AGCUCCUGUGUCUUACACUCGCUGAGACUCUGUGUCUUUAGGUGAUCGCUACUGGUCGUAUCUCCACUGCGCGGUAUUGUCUGCGACAAUGAGUUCCAUCUUUUCUGCGAUCUGUCUCGGAGCGUCUUCUCUAUUUGCAUCUCCCACCGCUCCAGCGACAGGUCGCUGGAAGGAGGAUUCUUUCGUUACCCAGCGCACUGAACAUAUGCCCCUGUGCUCAUUCAUGCGUGUAUGCCUUUCCGUGGUUUUCUGUGGGCUAUAUAGACUAUGCCUGGCUUAUGAAGUCCCUUCGCUCGAAUCUGUAAAAAGCUUUGUCACCGAAUCGCCGCUUGGCGAUAUGACAAUGGCUUCGAUCGUGGAGAUACCAGUCUCGUCGUGGCACGGGACCUCGCAUGCUACUGCCGUGGCACGGACAGUAGCAUCCUCGGAUGUGGAACCGGCCGAAGAUGCCCCCCCAAACUUUUCUUGCAGCCUUCUUGACAACGCGCAUGUGCGAUGCAUCCACAUCGUUUAUCGAUCCAAGACCGGACCAGUGACAAAAAUCUUUACCGGCCCACUCGCACCCAGCACGGCAGCCGCUUUCGUGACGUCUGAAUCUUCAACGUGCACAUGCUCAAUAUUUCCAGCCAGCUCGUCUGAAGCUAUCGAUUCUUCGUCCUUGGGCCGAGUGCAGGAUGGCCAGGUUCCACAGGAAACAGGGAAGCCGAAUUCAGCAACCAGCUCCCCUGCGCCCGUGCUUCCGAAGGUAAACAUUGUGGCUAUUACCGCGUCUAUCAUGGCCGCCAUAUUGUUUGUCGCUAUCGUUGUCUAUAAGUUGUGCCGACGAACACACAACCGGAAGGUGCUCAAAGCCUCACUCUUUCGACCCAAUCAGCUAGUGGGCCAUGCUGAGGACGCGGGAGAUCCCUCGCAGGCGGCAAAAAAUCCCGAAUUCGACCACACAAUCAAAGGAGAGCCCCGCUACCUCAACCAGGACACAGAUAGUUGCGAAUGGAUGCCACCAUACUCAGUAAACGACCCGGAAAGUGCUAAAUAUACCUUCGGAUCUGCCACUGUAUAAGGGAUGUCCAGAAUAGAACUAUAUAUCUCACACCGG
Messenger RNA from Mycena citricolor, 1096 nucleotides. The record is from the annotation of a GenBank genome assembly. NCBI's taxonomy places the organism in Eukaryota, Fungi, Basidiomycota, Agaricomycetes, Agaricales, Mycenaceae.